This is a messenger RNA of Clupea harengus (Atlantic herring), 3147 nucleotides long. It is a transcript of the gene thbs4b, whose product is annotated as thrombospondin 4b. The record is from RefSeq and is a predicted model, not a curated record. NCBI's taxonomy places the organism in Eukaryota, Metazoa, Chordata, Actinopteri, Clupeiformes, Clupeidae. Gene Ontology annotation, biological process: cell adhesion. Gene Ontology annotation, molecular function: calcium ion binding. Gene Ontology annotation, cellular component: extracellular region.
GACAUCAGACCCUCUUACCAGGGGGCCAUCUGCUACAAAACUGAAACCCACCCACUCCAGCUGUAUACACAUAUCAAACACACAUCCAAAGCUAUCUAAACCUCCACCCAUACACACACACUUUCAGAGCUCAGUCAGCAACACAGGAGUGUAGUGUCGGAGGGUGCAAGCACCAACACACCUACACUCACUCACACACACACACACAGACACACACACACACACACAAAUUCUUACUCUCACACAGAGCAGAAUGGACGUCUGGCUACUCUGUCUCAUCUCUCAAGUAUUUUUGAGUCUUACAACAGUAGUGAGAGCACAGUCAACAGUAUAUAACCUGCUGACGUCACCGGACUGCCUGCCAGACCUGCUGCAUGGGGGAUUGCGGGAGCAGGGGGUCAAGGAGCUCUUCAUACUCACCACCUUCCAGCUCCAGCCGAAGGGCGGCAGCAACAUCUUUAGCCUCUACAACCCACAAGACAACAGCAAGUACUUCGAGUUCACGGUGCUGGCCAAGCUCAAUAAAGCAACGCUGCGGUACCUCCGCAAUGACGGCCGAAUGAGCACCGUGUCCUUUAAUAACCUGCGUCUGGCAGACGACAUGCGCCAUCAGCUUCUCUUCCACUUGAAGGGGCUGCCAGGUCCCGACCAGGGCAUUCCUGGCGUGGACCUUCAUGUGGACUGCAGGCUGGUGGAAACCAUCACAGAUCUGCCGGUGGUGUUUACAGGACUGCCUCUUCAGCGCGGCGUGCAACUCAAGACUCUGCAGCCCAAAGCACAGGAGUCACUGGAGGAGCUGAAGCUAGCAUUUGGAGACUCGCUAGCGAAUGUGCAGUCGCUGCAGGAUUGCCACUCUCAGCAGAUGGACUCCAUCCAGACACUGGGAGUCAAUACGAAGCAACUAACGAGUCAGAUGUUGGAUCUUACUAAAGUAAUAAACGAGCUGAAAGACAUCCUUAUUCAACAGGUCAAGGAGACAUCCUUUUUAAGAAACACAAUCUCGGAGUGUCAAGCUUGCGGACUGGGUGGGAAUGAUUUUGACAAGCCGCGGUGCGCCCCAGGAGUGUGUUUCCGUGACAACGGAUGUGUGGUGACAGACAACGGGGUGGAGUGUGGGCCGUGUCCGGACGGCUACACAGGAGACGGCUUCAGCUGUGACGAUGUAGAUGAGUGUCAGUUUAAUCCCUGCUUCCCAGGAGUGAAGUGUGUGAACACAGUCCCGGGUUACCGCUGCGAGGUGUGUCCCCUGGGCUUUACCGGCCAAUCGGUGGAGGGAGUGGGCGCGGCUUUUGCAAAGGCUCACAAACAGGUCUGCAAUGAUGUGGAUGAGUGUAAAAGUCCAGAUAACGGAGGCUGCACAGCCAACUCAGACUGCGUCAACACUAUGGGAUCAUACCAGUGUGCGGGAUGUAAACCAGGCUUUCAGGGCGAUCAGAAGAAGGGCUGUCGGCCAGAGCGCAGCUGUGGCAACCGCCUGCAGAAUCCCUGCCAUGAACAUGCCUCAUGUUUUGAGGAGAGAGAUGGAACCAUCACCUGCACGUGUGGUAUUGGCUGGGCAGGCAAUGGCUACCUGUGUGGAAAGGACACUGAUAUUGACGGCUACCCAGAUGAGAAGCUACGCUGUAAUGACGUAUCCUGUAAAAAGGACAACUGCAUGUAUGUUCCAAAUUCUGGUCAAGAGGACGCAGACUCAGACAGCCAUGGAGACGCCUGUGAUGAAGAUGCUGACGGAGAUGGUAUACUCAAUGACCAGGAUAACUGUUGGUUGAAGCCUAACGUGAACCAGCGCAACAGUGAUAAGGACAGCCAUGGCGAUGCCUGUGAUAACUGUCUGAUGGUGGUGAACCCUGACCAGCGUGACACGGACUUAGAUGGCCUGGGAGAUGCAUGCGAUGAUGACAUGGAUGGAGAUGGCUUAAAGAACUUCCUGGAUAACUGCCAGCGUCUGAAGAACCCUGAUCAGCGUGACAGAGAUGCUGAUGGAGUUGGAGACGCUUGUGACAGCUGUCCUGACAUACCUAAUCCCAACCAGUCGGACAUUGACAAUGACCUUGUUGGUGAUUCAUGUGACACAAAUCAAGACAGUGAUGGGGAUGGUCACCAGGACAACAAUGACAACUGUCCAUUAGUGAUGAACAGCUCUCAGCUGGACACAGACAAAGACGGCCUCGGGGAUGAGUGUGAUGAUGAUGACGAUAAUGACAACAUUCCAGAUUUCCUGUCGCCUGGACCAGACAACUGCAGGCUGGUGCCCAAUCCAGACCAGAUAGACGACAACAAUGAUGGAGUGGGCGAUGUCUGUGAGUCUGAUUUUGACCAGGAUAAAAUAAUCGAUCGGAUCGAUAGCUGCCCAGAGAAUGCUGAGAUCACACUGACAGACUUCAGAGCCUUCCAGACCGUAGUUCUGGACCCUGAGGGAGACGCGCAGAUCGAUCCCAACUGGGUGGUUCUGAAUCAGGGUAUGGAGAUCGUUCAGACCAUGAACAGUGAUCCUGGCCUGGCUGUGGGUUACACCGCAUUCAGUGGCGUGGACUUCGAAGGAACCUUCCACGUAAACACAGUGACCGAUGAUGACUACGCUGGCUUCAUCUUUGGGUACCAGGACUCGUCCAGCUUCUACGUGGUGAUGUGGAAACAGACAGAACAAACCUACUGGCAGGCCACACCCUUCAGAGCCGUGGCUGAACCUGGAAUCCAGCUGAAGGCAGUGAAGUCUAAAUCUGGUCCAGGAGAGCACCUGAGGAACUCUCUGUGGCACACAGGAGACACCAAUGACCAGGUCCGUCUCCUCUGGAAAGAUCCGCGUAAUGUCGGCUGGAAGGACAAAGUCUCCUACCGCUGGUACCUCCAGCACAGACCGCAAGUGGGCUAUAUCCGUGCGCGUUUCUACGAGGGCACUGAGCUGGUCGCAGACUCGGGUGUCAUGAUUGACACCACAAUGCGAGGAGGACGCCUGGGCGUGUUCUGCUUCUCACAGGAGAACAUCAUCUGGUCCAACCUCAGAUACCGCUGCAAUGACACCAUCCCAGAAGAUUUCCAAGCAUUCAGUGGUCGGCAUAUUCCUCGUUAAGGUGCAGGAGUGGGUGUAUGCCCUCUGACAGAGUGUGUGUGUGUGUGUGUGUGUGUGUGUGUGUGUGUGUGUGUGUG